Cervus elaphus (red deer) is the source of this 2291-nucleotide messenger RNA. RefSeq names its product threonine aspartase 1-like. NCBI's taxonomy places the organism in Eukaryota, Metazoa, Chordata, Mammalia, Artiodactyla, Cervidae. Gene Ontology annotation, molecular function: threonine-type endopeptidase activity. Gene Ontology annotation, biological process: protein maturation. Bases 93 to 1355 code for a protein of 420 amino acids. The transcript has a single exon. The record is from RefSeq and is a predicted model, not a curated record.
GGCUCUGGGCUGAUGCGGGGUAAUUCCUCUUCUGCAGUUACUUUUGGAUGGAAGUAUGCACUUUUCCCAAUAGAAGAUGGUAAUCUUGGAGAAUGACCAUGGAGAAGGGGAUGAGUUCUGGAGAAGGGCUGCCUUCCAGAUCAUCUCAAGUUUCGGCUGUUAAAACAACAGCGAAAGAGUUGGAAACGAAGCAGUCCCAUAAAGAGAAACGAGGGGGCUUUGUGUUGGUGCAUGCAGGUGCAGGUUAUCAUUCUGAAUCCAAAGCCAAGGAAUAUAAGCAUGUAUGCAAAAGAGCUUGUCAAAAGGCAAUUGAAAAGCUACAGGCUGGUGCUCUUGUGACAGAUGCAGUGACUGCAGCCCUGGUGGAGCUUGAGGAUUCUCCUUUUACAAAUGCAGGAAUGGGAUCUAAUCUAAAUCUCUUGGGUGAAAUUGAAUGUGAUGCCAGUAUAAUGGAUGGAAAAUCCUUGAACUUUGGAGCUGUUGGGGCACUGAGUGGAAUCAAGAACCCAGUCUCAGUUGCAAACAGACUCUUGUGUGAAGGGCAGAAGGGCAAACUCUCAGCCGGCCGAAUUCCUCCCUGCUUUUUAGUUGGAGAAGGAGCCUACAGAUGGGCAGUAGAUCAUGGAAUACCCUCUUGCCCUCCCAGCAUCAUGACCACAAGAUUCAGUUUAGCUGCUUUUAAAAGAAACAAGAGGAAACUAGAGCUGGCAGAAAGGGUGGAAACAGAUUUCAUUCAACUAAAGAAAAGAAGACAAUCAAGUGAAAAGGAGAACGACUCAGGUGCUUUGGACACAGUGGGCGCUGUGGUUGUGGACCACGAAGGGAAUGUGGCUGCCGCCGUCUCUAGUGGAGGCUUGGCCUUGAAACAUCCGGGGAGAGUUGGGCAGGCUGCUCUUUAUGGAUGUGGCUGCUGGGCUGAAAAUACUGGAGCUCAUAAUCCCUACUCCACAGCUGUGAGUACCUCAGGGUGUGGGGAGCAUCUCGUGCGCACCAUACUGGCUAGAGAAUGUUCACAUGCUCUACAAGCUGAAGAUGCCCACCAGGCUCUGCUGGAGACUAUGCAAAACAAGUUCAUCAGCUCACCUUUCCUGGCCAGCGAAGACGGCGUGCUCGGAGGGGUGAUUGUCCUCCGGUCCUGCUGGUGUUCUGCAGAGCCUGACUCUUCCCCAGAUAAGCAGACGCUUCUGGUGGAAUUUCUGUGGAGCCACACGACCGAGAGCAUGUGUGUUGGUUACAUGUCUGCCCAGGAUGGGAAGGCCAAGACUCAUAUUUCCAGACUCCCUCCCGGCGCGGUGGCCGGACAGUCCGUGGCCAUUGAAGGUGGGGUCUGCCGCCUGGAGAGCCCGGUGAGCUGAGCCUUCCAGCGGAACCCGGAGCGUCGAGGGCACCACCGAACCCGAGCUCCACGGGGUUCUAACGAAGUUGGAUGUUUUCCCUUCCUCAUUUCAUAACUUCUGUCGCAGCCUCUUGCGUCCGUCGCGACACUAGUGCUGCUGUAGUGAGCGCUUGGCGACACGCGGGUCUUGGGCGGGCGAGUGGGACGCUGUGUGUGUGAGUGUGUGUGCGUGCGUGUGCUCGCUUCUUCAAUGAAUUAGAAACUCCUUCUUAUUAUGUAACCUCAGACCAGGAAUGAUUAAAUCAUCUUCCCAAAAUGUGUGCUUUAACUGUUUACAGGUAAAACCUAAAGUUGCAGGAAACGGUUGAUUUCACAAAGCGGUACGGUCUGUGUUGAUGUAACAUGUAAUGUGUCUGAAACUGCAGAGGAAGUCUGCUUGUUGCAGUGAUUGACAGUGGCGUGCUCCUGAUCACAAUGCUAGGAACCAAGUGUUUUUAUUUGUUAGCCAGUUUAAGUGGAUCCUGUGGUGACUUAAACUGCUGUUCUCAUCCCUCAUAUGGGGCAUUUUUCUUUAACAAAGAAUGGUUUCAGUGAAACAAUCUAGCAGAGAAUUAAGGUCAGAACCUUUUUAAAUAAUAGUCUUAUUGAUAAAGUUUGUACUUCCUUCCUCAAGCUUUUCUAAGCUUAAAUCCUGCAUAGCUUCGAGCUGUGUGUACUGUAUUAUGAAAGAAUAUGUAAAGAGAACAUACAGUAAUGCAGUCCUUAAUCUGUGUAUAAUGGAAUGUUAUUUACAAUGUAACACUGUAAAUAAGAAAGCAAAAUUUAUGGGAAAAUUCAAUAUUAUCUUUGUCUCUUGUUUAAAUAUAUUUUUAAGAUAAAAGGCACAAAAAUAAAAGAAGCAUAUUACUGGAUAUAGGUGUGUGAUUCUCCUCUGACUAAUAAAUUAUCUUUUGAA